Cercocebus atys (sooty mangabey) is the source of this 1740-nucleotide messenger RNA. It is a transcript of the gene SAG, whose product is annotated as S-antigen; retina and pineal gland (arrestin). The coding region runs from base 385 to 1518 and encodes 377 amino acids. Gene Ontology annotation, biological process: G protein-coupled receptor internalization; signal transduction. The transcript is spliced from 16 exons. Gene Ontology annotation, molecular function: G protein-coupled receptor binding. Lineage: Eukaryota; Metazoa; Chordata; Mammalia; Primates; Cercopithecidae. Gene Ontology annotation, cellular component: photoreceptor inner segment; photoreceptor outer segment. The record is from RefSeq and is a predicted model, not a curated record.
GUGAGCUGGGUGACUCGUACAUCUGAGACCCUCCGUAUGGAGACCGGGACGGGGGUGUUGCUUAAUGCUUAGAACUGCUGAAACUACCAGUUCACUGUCUCAGCACUAAUCCAACUCUGCUCUUAAGUGGGAUUUGGCUUUUAGACAUUGAGACCUGGACGCUGGGCAUCCUCGCUAGAUCCCCUACAAAUUCCCCACAUACACAGGCCAGGGGCCUCAGCGGUGCCUCUGCAGGCUCAGCUGGUGAGACGGCACCAGCUUGCUCAGAACAGGGGCUGGCUGUUCAUCGUCUCAGAGCAUAGAGACCCUCUCCUUGCCACCCGGCCCUUCCCACCUGGUUGGUGACAAAUCACAAGGUGGUAGAAGUUGCCAGGGACAGAUAACAUGGCAGCCAGUGGGAAGACCAGCAAGUCCGAACCGAACCAUGUUAUCUUCAAGAAGAUCUCCCGGGACAAAUCGGUGACCAUCUACCUGGGGAAGAGAGACUACAUAGACCAUGUCAGCCAAGUCCAGCCUGUGGAUGGUGUCGUGUUGGUUGAUCCUGAUCUCGUGAAGGGAAAGAAAGUGUAUGUCACUCUGACCUGCGCCUUCCGCUAUGGCCAAGAGGACAUUGAUGUGAUCGGCCUGGCCUUCCGCAGGGACCUGUACUUCUCCCGGGUCCAGGUGUACCCUCCUGUGGGGGCUGCGAGCACCCCCACAAAGCUGCAAGAGAGCCUGCUCAAAAAGCUGGGGAGCAACACGUACCCCUUUCUGCUGACGUUUCCUGACUACUUGCCCUGUUCAGUGAUGUUGCAGCCAGCUCCGCAAGAUACAGGAAAGUCCUGUGGGGUUGACUUUGAGGUCAAAGCAUUCGCCACAGACAGCGCCGAUGACGAAGAGGACAAAAUCCCCAAGAAGAGCUCCGUGCGGUUACUGAUCCGGAAAGUACAGCAUGCCCCACUUGAGAUGGGUCCCCAGCCCCGAGCUGAGGCGGCCUGGCAGUUCUUCAUGUCUGACAAGCCCCUGCAGCUUUCGGUCUCUCUCAGCAAAGAGAUCUAUUUCCAUGGGGAACCCAUCCCUGUGACCGUGACUGUCACCAAUAACACAGAGAAGACCGUGAAGAAGAUUAAAGCAUUCGUGGAACAGGUGGCCAAUGUGGUUCUCUACUCGAGUGAUUAUUACGUCAAGCCUGUGGCUAUGGAGGAAGCGCAAGAAAAAGUGCCGCCAAACAGCACUUUGACCAAGACGCUGACGCUGCUGCCCUUGCUGGCUAACAAUCGAGAAAGGAGAGGCAUUGCCCUGGACGGGAAAAUCAAGCAUGAGGACACGAACCUUGCCUCCAGCACCAUCAUUAAAGAGGGCAUAGACCGGACCGUCCUGGGGAUCCUGGUGUCUUACCAGAUCAAGGUGAAGCUCACAGUGUCAGGCUUUCUGGGAAGAGCUCACCCUCCAGUGAAGUCGCCACUGAGGUCCCAUUCCGCCUCAUGCACCCUCAGCCUGAGGACCCAGCGAAGGAAAGUUAUCAGGAUGCAAAUUUAGUUUUUGAGGAGUUUGCUCGACAUAAUCUGAAAGAUGCAGGAGAAGCUGAGGAGGGGAAGAGAGACAAGAAUGACGUUAAUGAGUGAAGAUGUCAGCUCAGGAUGCCGGAAAAUGACCUGUAAUUACCAGUGCAAAGCCCCACAGUUUAGCCCUUUGGAGUUAUGCUACGUAUGAAAGGAUGAGUCUUCUUCUGAGAAAUAAAGCUUGUUUGUUCUCCUCUGA